AUGCAGUUUGAAGCCUUCUGUGCAGGGGGCCUGGCCCCUGGCUGGAGCCUGCUGGUCCAGGGACACUCUGACUCUGGAGAGGACAAGUUUGAGAUCAACUUCCUGUCCGAGGCGGGGGAGAUUGCCUUCCACGUCAAGCCCCGGUUCUCCAGCGCCACCGUGGUGGGCAACACGUUCCAGGGGGGCCGCUGGGGCCAGGAGGAGGUGUCCAGUGUCUUCCCACUGGUGCUGGGGAAGCCCUUUGAGAUGGAGGUCAGCUCAGAUGCGGAGCACUUCCACGUCCACGUCCAGGAGCACAAGGUGCUACAGUUCGCACACCGCCACAGGCCGCUGGCGGCCAUCACCCGGGUGCAGGUGCUCAGUGACCACCGCCUGGCCCAGGUGGCGCUGGCCAGGAGGGACCUGAGCUGGUGGGACGGGGGCCACUGAGCUGUACCCGAAGUCCCCGGAGGGAGCCUCAGUCAGCAACCGUCCCUUGUCCGGUGGAGCCCACGCUGGGGGAGCUGAGGGGAGUGGUGUGUGGUUCUGCCCCUCCCAUUCUAGCUCCACCUUCA
Lontra canadensis (Northern American river otter) is the source of this 554-nucleotide messenger RNA. It is a transcript of the gene GRIFIN, whose product is annotated as galectin-related inter-fiber protein. Lineage: Eukaryota; Metazoa; Chordata; Mammalia; Carnivora; Mustelidae. Gene Ontology annotation, molecular function: carbohydrate binding. Bases 1 to 429 code for a protein of 142 amino acids. The transcript is spliced from 4 exons. The record is from RefSeq and is a predicted model, not a curated record.